AUGAUAUCAAGACGACUUCUACUUAUUUUCAUAUUGGUAAAUGUGACUUAUGGACUUAAUAAUGGUCUUGGAAAAACUCCACAAAUGGGUUGGAAUAGUUGGUAUAAUUUUUGGUGUAAUUAUACAGAAAAAAUGAUUCAACAGACAGUUGAUAUAAUUAUAAAUAGUGGUUUGGCUGCAGCCGGCUAUGAAUAUAUCAACUUAGACGAUUGUUGGCAGAUAAGUCGUGACGCUAAUGGUACUAUUCAAGCUGAUCCAAAAGUAUUUCCUAGUGGUAUACAUGCUCUUAUUGACUAUGUCCAUUCUCGUAAACUUAAAUUUGGUUUAUAUUCAGAUGCUGGAUACAAAACAUGUGCUGGUCGACCUGGUUCGUUAGGUUAUGAAAGAAAAGAUGCAAAUACAUAUGCUUCAUGGGAUAUCGAUUAUUUAAAGUAUGACAAUUGCUAUACAGAUGGUACUAAACCAGAAGUACGCUAUCCAGUGAUGCGUGAUGCAUUAAAUGCUACCGGUCGACCAAUUUUUUACUCAUUAUGUGAAUGGGGCGUUGAUACACCGGCUCUAUGGGCCGCAGAUGUUGGUAAUAGUUGGCGAACAACUGAAGAUAUUUUGGAUACUUGGGAUUCAAUGAUCAGCACUAUAGAUAUAAAUAAUCAAUUUGCUGAUAAAGCAGGACCUGGUGGUUGGAAUGAUCCUGAUAUGCUACGAAUAGGCAAUGGUGGUAUGACAGAUACAGAAUAUAUCUCUUAUUUCUCCCUUUGGGCGAUUAGUAAAGCUCCACUUUUGAUUGGCGGUGAUGUACUAAAGAUGAGUCAAGCCACUCUAAAUAUUUAUUUAAAUUCUGAAGUAAUCGCUAUUAAUCAAGAUCCUUUAGGUGUGCAAGGUAAGAAAAUUCUUGCCUCUUCAUCCCAACUACCGAACAUUCCAAGCAUGGUACUUAUGAGGGAUUGUUCCUCGCUAAAAAUCAUACAGCAACGUCAGAAAUGGAUAUAUGAUCCACACGAUGGUAAAAUUCGACUAGGAAUUGAUGGAAAAUGUUUGACAAUUGAAAAAUGUGAUUCUAACGAUCCAAUCAGUCUUAUCACCACUUCAUGUUACAUCGAUAAUUCUAAAGCACCAUGUCAAGGUAAAAAUCAACAGUGGACAGUAAACACCGACAAACAGACAAUUGUUUCUCAACUCAAUGGAAAAUGUUUGAGCGUUAACAAUCAGCAUAAACGUAUUGUAAGUGUAUCUUCUUGUAAUGAACGAGAAAGUCAAACAUGGAUAUGGAAUCAAACAGACGGUUUAUUGAAAAAUACAGAUAAUGGUCAAUGCUUGACUGUUGAACAAAAUAUUGAAAUAUGGGCGGGUCCACUAUCUGACGGAUCACAAGCUGUUCUAUUGCUCAAUCGCAAUAGUACUACCAGCGAAGUAAUCACAGUCAAAUGGACUGAUUUUGGUUGGCCCGCUAAUCAAUGGGCUCAAGUACGUGAUUUAUGGACUCGACAAGAUUUAGGCAUGUUUUUCGGUAGUUAUACAUCGCUAAAUAUUGAACGACAUGCUGUUCAAAUGCUCAAAAUCACGCCUAUUCAUUAUAAUAAAAGAGAUUUUUCAGUUUUUCUAGUAAUAAUGUUUAAUAGACAAAAAAUAAUAAAUUUUAAGAUAAAUUAA
Messenger RNA from Rotaria sordida, 1650 nucleotides. The record is from the annotation of a GenBank genome assembly. Lineage: Eukaryota; Metazoa; Rotifera; Eurotatoria; Philodinida; Philodinidae.